Molecule: messenger RNA, 4527 nt
Organism: Hydatigera taeniaeformis
Lineage: Eukaryota; Metazoa; Platyhelminthes; Cestoda; Cyclophyllidea; Taeniidae
Source: the annotation of a GenBank genome assembly
AUGUCUCUUACGAUGGUGCUGGGUGGUCUGUGGGUGUUGCUCACUAUUUUUGUCCAAUCUAUGGCACGGGGUAGUCGCAUUUAUGAUUGUAUACUCUUUUCAGAUCUUUUUGUGUACACUGUUGCCACUGAUGAUAACGACGCCCUGCAAAGGUUUAAAAGGUCCGCUGAAAUCUUUGGCUUUGCCGUUAGGGUUCUUGGCUCCGGUGAAACGUGGCUUGGUGGAGAUGUUGCGAAUUAUCCCGGUGGAGGGCAGAAAGUUCGAUUUUUGAGAGACGCUCUUGGACCAUUUUCUGAGGACAAUGAAAACUUGGUUCUCUUUGUGGAUAGUUAUGAUGUUGUGUUCAUGGAUUCAGUGGAUACAUUUCUUGACAAAUAUGACGCCUUGCAGCACCGGGUUAUUUUUUCUGCCGAGAAAUUUUGCUGGCCACAGCCUUCUCUAACGUCGAAGUAUCCCGUCGUUGAUGAAAAUGAAAGUCGAUUUUUGAAUUCCGGGUCAUUCGUUGGACCUGUUGCUGAUAUUUUUCGUAUAAUCAGUCACAGUCCAAUUGAAAACGAGGAUGAUGACCAGCUCUUUUAUACCAAAAUUUUUCUCAAUCCAAGUCUCCGCCAAGAGUUCGAUAUCGCCUUGGAUACGCGGUCUGAACUUUUCCAAAAUCUCAAUGGGGCCUUGGGAGACAUUAGGAUAGACUACAACGAGGAUACGGGUUACUUGGUGAAUACUCGGACCAAUACCCGACCCAUUGUUGCACAUGGAAACGGACCGAUCAAAGUAAAAUUCAAUUCCCUGACGAAUUACCUUGCACGAACCUGGACUCCUUCAAAAGGCUGUCUCUACUGUCGAGAGGACAAUAUUCGUUUGGACGAACUCUCAGCAAGUUUCCAUCCAUGUGUUUUCCCAAUUACUACGAUCGCAUAUAACGCGAGUGUCGGCUUUGUUUCUUUCCAGCCAAAUGCCUAUCCUGUUGUUCAGAUUUCCGCCUUCAUCACGUCUCCCACUCCCUUCAUUGAGGACUUCUUUAAGGAUCUUGAUCAACUGAAUUAUCCGAAGAAGAGAAUUCACCUAACCCUUUACUGUAAUGUGGAAGAACACUAUGCAGCUCUCCUAGAGUUCAAUAUAACCAGGGGCUACGAGUAUAAAUCCGCCAUUGUUAUUUCCGAGGGUACCUACACAACGGAUGUGUCUGCAAAGAAUCACGCCUGGUCCCUUUGCCUUGGUCAUGAAGAUUGCGCUUUCGUUCUUACCAUUGACUCGAUGGCACGACUCACGAAUCCAGACACUCUGAAUCAUUUGGUGCGCAUGAAUCGCAACGUUAUGGCUCCACUUCUCACGCGAAUCGGCAAGCUCUGGUCUAACUUCUGGGGUGCUCUCAACCAUGACGGCUACUACGCGCGCUCCUUCGACUACGUCGAUAUAAUUAACCGCAAACAGAAGCAAGUCCAACCAUCUUUUCGCUGUCACUCUAGUUCUUGCAACAUUUACACCUCUGGAUUUAUUUUGGGCAUAUGGAACGUGCCUUUUGUGAGCAGCUGUUACAUGUUCUCGAGAUGGACAGCACGUCAACUGAUGAACCGCUUACCACAAGAAGAUUCCUUCCCAGACAUGACCCUAUCAAGACUCAUCCGUGAAAAGAACAUCUUCCUAUUUGUGGAUAAUCAAGAGUACUUCGGUCACCUAAUCAACCCGGACACUUAUGGACUGAACCAUCUACACAACGAUAUGUGGCAAAUAUUUGAUAAUCCUGUGGAGUGGGAGAAGAAAUAUCUCCAUCUGGAUUACCACAAGUACGUAAAUCGUUCAUUUGAUGGAUUUGAACAGCCCUGCCCAGAUGUGUUCUGGUUUCCCCUCCUCUCAGAGCGGUUCUGCAAGGACAUGAUAGAGGAGUUGGAGGUUGCUGGUCUGUGGUCAACGGGCAGCAACAUUGAUCCGCGACUGGAGGGCGGCUACGAGAAUGUGCCUACCAUCGACACACACAUGCGUCAGAUCGACUGGGAGGCUCAUUGGUUGCACGUCCUUGCCACCUACGUGCGUCCCAUCCAACGAGUUGUCUUUGAGGGCUACGAAGACUUGCCGACUGCCCGAAUGAACUUCGUGGUUCGUUACAAGCCCGAUGAGCAGCACAGCUUGCGUCCCCAUCACGACGCCUCGACCUACACCCUCAACAUCGCCCUUAACCGACCAGGCUUCGACUAUCAGGGUGGUGGGGCUCGAUUCGUGCGUUACGACUGCGCGGUUGUGCGUUCGCGUCCCGGCUGGGCUCUCAUGCAUCCGGGACGGUUGACCCAUCUCCACGAGGGUCUUCGCACCACCCAUGGUAUCCGCUACGUUGCCGUUGUGGCUCUACCUCCUUCCUCUCCUCUCCAUUAUAGCCUCGUGCAGGGCACAAGCCUACGCAUGACUCUUCCAUGCUCGCUUACUUUAUCCAUAGGACUUCACGUAAUCGGCCUACGUGGGGAGAUAGAUGACGCUGUGAAACGAUUUGAGCGCUCUCUUCAGGUCUUCGGCUACGCUCACGACCUCAUCGACCUCUCUGCUUACGGCCGCACCACAUACGAAAUCCCCUUCGGACGCAAGGUGCAGGCCCUUCGUCACCUCAUAGGCGACAUCACCACUGAAUAUGUUCUUAUUCUUGACAGUCACUCCUCCAUCCUACUCAACAGUCCUGCCGAUCCUAUAAAGCAGACCGAAAGGAUUGGAGCGGAUUUCAUUUUCAUUGAAACAGAUGUUAACUCAGGCAAAAAACUGCCUUCCAGCGAUGCUAUAUUCACAGGCAUGAUGGCCCGGACCAGUAGACUCAAAGAAGUGCUGGAGGGCCUUCCGAAUGAUUCAUCCGAUGACCUUGUUGACAAGUUCAUCAGUGAACUGCGCUCUGCACUUGCUCGGGAUUCUAUCAAGGUUGUAAUAGAUGAAGAAUCCGCUCUCUUUCAAAUUGUCAACAAAGACUCUGGUAGGAAAGCCUUUGUUAUGAUGGCUCUUCAACCCUUCAGUGCAUAUUUAAAGGUCCGCUAUGAGGGUGAUCGUGGGUACGUGCAGAACGUGCGCAAGGACACCGUCCCACCCAUCCUCAUCUCUUCUCCUGAAGGCAAGAAACAAGAGGAUAAUUUAAGUUUUAUGCAUUUACAGCAUCUCGAUUAUCCCGUCAUCCAACUUAGUGUCCUGAUAAUGGACCCCACGCCAUUCCUUGAGGUCUUCUUUGAGAGUCUGGCAAAUCUUACCUAUCCCAAGAACCGAAUUGACCUGGUCACAUACUGUGCUGUGGAGAAGCAAAAGUCAAUUGUGGAUGAUUACGUUGCCAAGAGUUUGCAUGAAUACCACUCGAGCAGAGAGAUCCGAUUGCAUCCGAGCGCACGACCCAUCGAAGUAUUCCGACAGGCUUUGUCCUACUGCUGGGAGAGAACUGGAUGCAAAUACCUCUUCUACAUAGAGCCAACCACCCAGUUGCGCAAGGCAGACACGUUGGAGCACCUGGUGUCGGCGAAGAAGAACGCCAUUGCGCCUAUGAUGACGCGUCCAGGCAAAUUCUGGUCCUCUUUCUGGGGUGCUCUUACCGAUGAAGGUGCCUAUGCACGUUCUGACGACUACUUCGACAUCGUUGAACGCCGCCAAACAUCAAGAUCUAGAGGUAGCAUCAACUAUGGUGUUAAAUAUGAUUACUCCUAUGGGUGUUUCAGUGGACUCUGGAAUGUGCCGCUGGUUGGAAGCUCAAUACUCUUCUCACGAUGGGCCAUAGGGCAACUUCAGGAGGCACUGGAGGAUAGUGACUUCCUCCUCUAUGAUAUUGCGAAUGCUGCUCUUCACCGAAACAUUUUCCUGUUCGUGGACAACCGGAAGGACUUCGGGCAUCUGGUGAAUCCAGAGUCUUACACCUUGGAGCACCUUCACAACGACCUCUGGCAGAUUUUUGACAACCCUACAGAUUGGGAGGAGCGCUAUAUCCACCCGGAGUACUUCCGUUUCGCCAACGCCUCCUCUACCUUGGCUGACUUUGAACAGCCUUGUCCGGACGUUUUCUGGGUGCCACUAAUGUCAGAGACCUUCUGUCAACAGCUAAUUGAAGAGAUGGAGCACUUUGGAAGGUGGUCUGAUGGUUCCAAUUACGACCCUCGCCUCGAAGGUGGAUACGAGAACGUGCCUACUGUUGAUAUCCACAUGAGACAGAUUAGCUGGGAAGAGCACUGGAUACACGUCCUUCAAAAAUACGUUUAUCCUAUUCAGCUGAAACUGUGGGAGGGGUACUAUGAUAAACCAAGCGCGAGGAUGAACUUCGUUGUGCGCUACAAACAGGGCGAGCAGUCAUCGCUGCGUCUUCACCACGACGCUUCCACCUACACUCUCGACAUGGCUCUCAACCGUGUUCACAUCGACUACACGGGUGGAGGCGUGCGGUAUCCGCGCUAUAACUGCACCCUAGUCGACACCCGCGUCGGAUGGCCUCUCAUCUUUCCCGGUCGACUUACGCACCUACACGAGGGUUUAGAAACUACCAGCGGCGUGCGAUACAUCUUUGUGACUUUUGUGAAUCCCUAA